CAUCUACCCCGUUAGCUAUAGCGCAGCAAAACGCUGCUCGUCAUACCGUGGCUGAGUCUUCCAAUAUUGCUAACGUGAUGCGAAAAACUUAACCUCUGGCCUGUUAACGUCAAGUGCAAGCGUGAGAGUGACUCGAGCGGCUCGACGCAAGCCUCCCCGCCUCAUAUUUUCACAAUCGAAGGAGGGCGUAGCCCUCUCGCAAUGAACACUCCGGACGGUUGGGUUUCAUCAAACGAUCACGAGCGCCUGUCAUUUGAGUCAUGUGAAGACGACGAAGUCCCAGAAUUCAUCGACGAGUACAGCAUAACUGAACGUGAUGCUGACGUUGAAGUACAACCAAAGGAGAAGAAGAAGCGCAUUUACAAGAAAAGAAAAACGACAUACGCUAUCCGCAAGGAGGAGAAAAUGGCUUUAGAGUCUCAAAUCAGGGGCUUGAUGGCCAAGAUUAACGUCCUCCAGCUUAAGACUUUGCUACAACAAGGCGGAGAAGACCAUUUACUCCACAGACAGCUCAAAUGUAAUGCAGUGCUGAGGAAUAACAUCCAGGAGCAGCAUUUAGCUGUAGCUCGAGUCCGUGCAAUGCUAACGGGUUCUACUGCUGUGCGCCCAACGAAAAUGUAUAUUCACCUACCAGCCGAUCCAACCACUCGACAGGAGGCCAUGAAAGCCCUACGAGAACCGAAGCUCUACUAUGCUAGACAGUUCAUCACGCAGCUAUGCCUUGGUCUUCAUCCCACCGCCAACUACUUUAAUGAAGAGCGUUUUGAUACGCCAGAAGGGGACUACUGCAACGUGCGCUUUGAUCGGACAUCUCUGAAGGUCUCAGGUGGAGUGCGUGCCGUGUAUGAAGCUCUACAGACUGCUGUAUUCAACACCGAGAUCAUUCUCUCUGAAGCCUCGGGCAAUAUUACAAUCCGAGAAGAUGACGAUAUCGGCGGCUCCCAAUUGCGACUGGUAGCGCACACUACGAGUGGAUUACUCGUCGAGAACAACCUCGUCCACUUUUCAGAGUUUUCUCCAGCAGAGGGAAAUGGCAGCUACGCUCUCACCACGGUAGACUACGUCGACAGAGACGAUCGCUUCCCGUAUCGUCCACACGAACGUAUUCGUCGUGAUGCGAUGUCCAUCGUAAUGGCCACGUCACAAAGCACCGCAAGGAAAGGUGGACCCGCCUCGGAAGAGGACAGCGAUACUGUUGUGGUUAUAACUCGCUGGACGUUCACUCGAAUCUGUCGGACUGAGUUGAACGUUCCGAGUCAAGUUCUCCGACAGAUGAGAGAUGUAGCAGGUCAGGUCUCUGAUACGCUCUUAAACUGCGUGCGCGAGACCGUCGUACGUAAAUCGUCUUAGCAUUCAACAGAAUACAAACGCGGUAAAAAAACACGAACGUACCAUGUUCGGCUGAAUGAUGCAUUGUUUCCAAACGAG
Molecule: messenger RNA, 1428 nt
Organism: Phytophthora nicotianae INRA-310
Lineage: Eukaryota; Oomycota; Peronosporomycetes; Peronosporales; Peronosporaceae
Exons: 2
Coding region: 202-1350 (382 amino acids)
Source: RefSeq, a predicted model, not a curated record